AUGACGGGAACAGAUGACUCCCACAAUACUGCCAAGGUCAACUACGAAGGGAGCAUCAGCACCACCAUCGCCAACGGCACCGGCAUCAGCAUCGCUCCACCACGCCACACCACCGGCAUCAGGCCACCAUCGCCACCGGCAUCAGCAUCGGCACCGCCUUCACCACGCCACACCAUCGGCAUCAGCACCGGCAUCAGCAUCAGCAUCACCACCAUCACGGCAUCAGCAUCACCACUGACCACCAGCCUCAGCACAACUAUCGCCACACCACCGGUCUCCAGGAUCGCACCACCACCGCCGCCACACCACCGACCUCAGCAUCGCAUCAGCACCAUCCACCACAUCAACGGCGUCAGCAUCAGCGCCACCAUCGCCACACCAUCGGCCUCAGCUUCAGCACCACCACCCGCGCGACCGGCAUCAGCAUCAGCGCUACCACCACGCCACCGGCAUCAGCAUCAGCACUACCUGCCCACGCCACCGGCAUCGGCAUCAGCACUGCGCCUUCACCACACGCCACGCAUCGGCUUGGCGCCAGCAUCCACCACCAUCAGCAACGGCGUCAGCAUCAGCACCACCACCACGCCACCGGCAUCAGUACCAUCCACGCACUACCACCGCGCCACCGGCAUCAGCAUCAGCACCGCCUUCACCACCACGCCACCACCAUCGGCGUCAGCGUCAGCAUCAGCAUCAGCAUCAGUAUACCACAUCAACGGCAUCAGCAUCACCGCUGCUACACCCACCAGCCUCAGCAUCGAGCACUACCGCAGCACGCCACCGGUUAUCCGGGAUCAACACCGCCGGCACCACAGCGCACCACACCCUCGGCAUCAGCGUCUGCAUCAACACCACCACCACAUCAACGGCAUCAGCAUCAGCGCCACCAUCGCUUUGCACCACCGGCGUCGGCAUCAGCAUCACCACUAUCAACACUGCAUCGGCGUCGGCAUCAGUAGCCACUAUCGCAUCGCACCACACCACCGGCGUCAGCACCCCCAUUUGCCACACGCCAAUGGUACACCAGCGCCACCAUCCGCUACUACCACCAUACCAACGGCGAUCGUCAAUACCAUCACCGCCGACACCAACGGCAUCAGCAAUUCACCGCCCACCAUGCCGGACCACUACACCACACUACACCCAUCAGCAUCAGCACCGCCAAUACCAUGCACCACACCACUUUCACCACCAUCGGCAUCGGCGCCAGCGCCGGCGCCCAGCUACGCCAUUCCAGGCGAGCUCUGGGGCUGGGAUCCAUACAUGUACACUCUUAAUGCAUUAAAUCGGUGGUUCCAGAAAUAUCCUGAAUGGUAA
This is a messenger RNA of Haliotis rubra (blacklip abalone), 1317 nucleotides long. RefSeq names its product bromodomain-containing protein 4B-like. Lineage: Eukaryota; Metazoa; Mollusca; Gastropoda; Lepetellida; Haliotidae. The coding region runs from base 1 to 1317 and encodes 438 amino acids. The record is from RefSeq and is a predicted model, not a curated record. The transcript is spliced from 3 exons.